AACUACAAACACAUGUGUAUCACGUGACCGGCGCUUUUCGGUUUGUGGGUCGCGCGUGCGUUGGUUCGUCCAAUCAGAGCGCUCGACACUGACUUGAGCAACUCUCCUCCACCGAGCAGAAUAACAUGCGCGCGGCAGAUGCUGAUGUUCAGAGCGAGUGAUCCUUAGUAAAUAACAAACAUGAUCCGGAUCGCCGCUCUCAAUGCCGCGUCUCAGGCUGCGGAUGAGCAUGAAGAAGCCUUCAGAAGCACUAAACCAAGUCAAACUAAGGAAGCUCAGGAGGCAGAAGCUUUUGCCCUUUAUCAUAAAGCUCUUGACCUGCAGAAACAUGACAAGUUUGAUGAAUCUGCCAAAGCCUACCAUGAGCUUCUCAAGACCCCUCUGCUCAAAGAGGCAGUGCCAUCUGAAGAUGAGAAAGUUGGACUCAAGCAUCCUGGACUGAUGUUAAAAUAUUCCACCUAUAAAAACUUGGCCAGCCUCGCUGUACUCAAAGAUGAUAUUGACACUGCCAUGGACCUUUAUGUGCAGGCUGUCGUGUUGGACUCUACAGAUGUGAAUAUGUGGUAUAAAAUGGGCAGGUUGGCUUUGAAAAAGGCAAGUAUGCCUUUGGCUCGCCAUGCUUUCGAGGUGGGCUUACGCUGUAACCCUGACCACUGGCCCUGUCUGGACAGCCUGAUCACAGUCCUCUAUGCACUCAGUGACUACAGCUGUUGUCUGUACUACAUCUGCAAGGCUUUGGAGAAAGACACGGGUUACAGUAAGGGUCGUGUGCUAAAGGAGAAAAUCUUUGAGGAACAGCCCUGUCUCAGAAGAGACUCUAUGAAGAUGUUCUCCAAACUUGAUGUGUCAGUGCAGUAUGGUGAUGUGGAUGAAGACGAGGCUCACAGUAUUGUAGAGGAGGCGCUGGAGAUGAGGAGACAGAGACAGGCUAAACUAACACGCCACCCAGUAGCUGAUCUGCAACUGGUUCAGCCAAUCAAAUUCUUCACGUGGAAGAGUGUGGGUGAAAGUUUCCUAGCCAUGUACAAACACCAAAACGCUUGUCUGGUCCCACGGCCUGACUUCAUACGCAGAAUCGACCUGACGAUGUACCGUUACCCGGACUGCCUCCUCCAGGUGCCCGUCACCACGCCAACGGCCACAUUCGUCGUUUCUUCAGACCCUCCUCUGCCCCCGGUUCUAGUUGCACUGCCUCAAGCCCCCUCUGCCCCUCCUCCUGGUCCCAGCAGCCCAGCCGCCAGUUUGCCCCCAUCCAUGGAGUUCCCCAUUCAGCCGCAGGACCAGCUCAGCACUUCUGGAGGGGUACCACAUAGCCAAAAUGUAAUCGAGGUGACCACCACAACUACAGUCACUGUUUCUGCUACCAAUGGAUGUGAGGAUGCUGUGGUUACCACGGUUACCUCCGCAGCUCUGGAUGCUGCCUUGAGUGACAAAGUGAAAAAAGGCACAAAGAGAAAACGCGUGGUGGAGGACAAUGUAGAGACGGCAAAGAGACGUUCGGCACGUGUCCGUAACACCAAAUGCAAGAAAGAAGAGAAGAUUGACUUCCAAGAAGUUCUCCUGAAAUUCCUCCCAUCCAGGUCUUUUUAAAACUUCAACUUUUCAGAGCUUACGGUCCAACAAUAAGCUUUGUAUAACAAAACAUCGUCCAAAGUAGGGCCACAACAGAUAAUCGAUAAAAAUGAUAAUGAUGUUAAUUGUCAAGGAAUUUCAUUAUCGAUUAGUUGUUCUGUGUUGUAACAUGCUCCUGCAGCACCUAAUUUAGUGCCCUAUUUAGCUAUAAUAAUAACUGCAGUAAAUAUUUAUGUUUUUAUCCAAUUAGUUGAUUAAUAAAAAAAUUUAUCGGGCGAUUAAUUGAUUAUGAAAAUAAUCAUUUUGCAGCCCUAAAGCCUUGCUUCACAAUAUAAUUCAUAUAAAUUCUUUCCCCGCUAGCAUUUUUUUUUUAAAUUGCCAACCACCUCCAGCAUUUUUUAUGAUUUUCACAAAAGUUUAAUUCCUUCAAGACAUUUUUUUUCUUAAAAUAUAUAAACAAACAAUACACUCACCUAAAGGAUUAUUAGGAACACCUGUUUAAUUACUCAUUAAUGUAAUUAUCUAAUCAACCAAUCACACAGUUGCUUCAAUGCAUUUAGGGGUGUGGUCCUGGUCAAGACAAUCUCCUGAACUCCAAACUGAAUGUCAGAAUGGGAAAGAAAGGUGAUUUAAGCAAUUUUGAGCGUGGCAUGGUUGUUGGCCAGUCUUGAGUAUUUCACAAUCUGCUCAGUUACUGUGAUUUUCACACACAACCAUUUCCAGGGUUUACAAAGAAUGGUGUGAAAAGGGUAAAACAUCCAGUAUGCGGCAGUCCUGUGGGCGAAAAUGCUUUUGUUUAUGCUAGGGGUCAGAGGAGAAUGGGCCGACUGAUUCAAGCUGAUAGAAGAGCAACUUUGACUGAAAUAACCACUCGUUACAACCGAGGUAUGCAGCAAAGCAUUUGUGAAGCCACAACACGCACAACCAGGGUCCGAAAUUAACUUUUUGGCUCACCUGCCACGGGGACUGGUAGAUGAAAAAUCCACCGGCCAAACACAUUUUUACCGGCCAAAAUUUCAAAAUCCCUGGUAGCCCUUCGGGCAGGCACUCUUCAGUUUUUGUUAGCCCGAAAUGAAUGCAAGUAGCCCCAAUAAAAAAUACAGUACUUUUAAUGUAGAAUAUUAAGAUAAAACAUCUAUCAAAACACAAAUAACACAUAUCAAUUUUCAGUACAUAUCAAUCAUCAGUACAAAUUUUUCUUCUAACCGAAGUGAAAUAUCUAUACAUCAGAUUCUGAAUCUGAAAUAUUAACUGAAGUCACAGAUAAGAAAAUGCCACUUGACUUUGUGGGCAUAGCACAGGCUUAUUCAAUUAGUUUUACCACAGGCCAAAUUUUGCCAAUACAAAGCCAAUAGGGCCUCUAACCACAAUGUUUAA
Messenger RNA from Misgurnus anguillicaudatus (oriental weatherfish), 2949 nucleotides. NCBI's taxonomy places the organism in Eukaryota, Metazoa, Chordata, Actinopteri, Cypriniformes, Cobitidae. The record is from RefSeq and is a predicted model, not a curated record.